Molecule: messenger RNA, 630 nt
Organism: Trichosporon asahii var. asahii CBS 2479
Lineage: Eukaryota; Fungi; Basidiomycota; Tremellomycetes; Trichosporonales; Trichosporonaceae
Exons: 2
Coding region: 1-630 (209 amino acids)
Source: RefSeq, a predicted model, not a curated record
AUGCCGUUCAGCGAGCCCACAGAGGUAUUGCUCAAGCGCGGUGAGGCUCACGAGCAAAUAUUCACUUGGAACCUCGCCUUCGAUGCCCCUGGUUCAUCACAAGCUGCGACCCUGGCGCACGAGGGCGAGACACUCGUCGAUGCUGUUAUCAGAGAGUUGGAAGGAUACAUCAAGGAUGACACGUUUGUGAACUCUGUCGCAAUGUCAGCCGAUACUGCGACCAUCACAAUCAACGACGAGCGGGGCAUUGACGGGAGCGGAACCCUCGCGCAGAUGGCUUUCGAGGAGAAACAAGGCUAUGUCACGUACAAGGGUAAAGAUCGAGAGAUCUUAGAUGAGUACCGCAAGAACCUGGAUGCAUUCAAUCAGGUCCACGGCGGUGACCGUGGCAAGUCGCCCGAACAACAUCCCUCACCACAUCCACAUCAGAUGAAAAGGUACAUCGCAACGUACAACGUAUCGCCAAGUGCCCCCAAACCCCACAACCAGGGCUUCGAAUGCGGGAGCACCCAUGAUCUCAGAGGUUUCGUACGAGAGCUCAAGCGAGUGAAGGAUAACGGCGUCGUUGUCAGCGCGAUGUUCAACGGUGAUACCGCCGUAAUCGCUGUUGACGCGCCGAACGGUCUGUAG